Arabis nemorensis is the source of this 1290-nucleotide messenger RNA. Lineage: Eukaryota; Viridiplantae; Streptophyta; Magnoliopsida; Brassicales; Brassicaceae. The record is from the annotation of a GenBank genome assembly.
AUGUUGUAUUUUCGAGAUCUGAUCAAUGGGAUACGUAGAGAGAAAUUUGUCAAAGCGGAAAGAGAUGAAAUCUUGUCAUUUCUUGACCGAGCUUUUGUACGGCUAGAUGCAUGGUUUCAAUGGUUCAGUACUUCCCAGAUAGGUAACAAGAACAAUUGUUUGCUUUCAGUCUUCAACUGCAAAGUGUUUCUUGUUUCUAGCACUUACAUUAGAGCCAUUCUGUUUCUGUGUUUUGAUCAAACACCAGGGAAGGAGAUGGGAAGUUACUUUUGGCAUGGAAGAGACAAAAGCCUUAGAGCAUCAGCAUUGUCACUUUCCUCGAGGUUGGAUGAUUAUCCUCGGGCUUCACACCCAAGCGAAGAUGAGAGGCACGUCAACCUCAGAUGCUGGAUGUAUCUUGCGGCGGAUUGCAUGAACUCCAUCACCGAGUUUCUGGGAGAAAAAGACCUUGUGACGAUGCACUAUGACCAUGACCAUGGGGCGUACAUCGACUUUGGUUACCAUACAGAACAAGUUCGGUUGAUAUGGAACGAGGUAGUUGAUGAAGAUGGUCACCUAUCUCGAGAGCUUGUAAGGGAGACAUUUGGGAAGCCAGAGCUAAGAUUGGUUCCUCACAUCGGUUAUGUCAGCUUCUUUCCCUUCAUGUUUAGAAUCAUCCCACCAGAUUCUUCAAUCCUCGGCAAACAGCUUGACCUCAUUUCAAACAGGAGCAUUGUAUGGAGCGACUAUGGACUACUUUCACUUGGCAAAACUAGUGCUUUGUACAUGAAGUAUAAUACUGAGCACGAAGCACCAUAUUGGAGAGGUGCAAUAUGGAUGAACAUGAAUUACCUGAUUCUUUCUUCCCUGCACCAUUACUCUAUAGUGGAUGGACCGUACAGCGACAAGGCAAGAACUAUUUAUGAGGAACUAAGGAGCAAUCUGAUAAGGACCGUCGUUAGGAACUAUGACCAGACUGGAUAUAUCUGGGAACACUACGAUCAAACAAAAGGAACUGGAGAAGGUGCACGUAUCUUCACAGGCUGGUCUGCACUUAUCGUCUUAAUCAUGUCCGAAGAGUACCGUGUGUUUUUAGUAACCGUUUUGAUUACCAACAUUUGUAACUUUAAACAUCCAAUCUAUCCACUAGUGUUUGUGAACAAAAUAAGGCAGUCUCCUCCAAAGACUUUAAUGAAAAAGAAACCACAAUACAUCAAGAUUCAUAGCCCAGCUACUACGUACAUGUUAAAAUCCAAAGCUAGCCUUGUCAUGUCUGAGCAUAACAAUGUACCCACCAAACCAGGCAUAUAG